UCUACAACUACAUCUGGGACAUUGUCACACUUCAACAUUUGAGCGGCGCGAUCUCAAGCCCUUACUUGGCUGAUUUACCCUAUUUCACAUUUUCAGCACACGCUGGCCUUGGCCUGCGUGACCAGACUACUACCUCAUCUUCUUGAAUUCACCUUCCAUCAUACCCAGCGCAUCAACACAACCGCCAUGGAGCCCAGAGCGCGAGUCGGAAAGAAUCGAGGGCAGCAGAACUUCACAGAUCUAGAGCUCCAGCACUUCCUCUUCGCUCACGGCGAUGUCUCCCAGUCCCUCGACGGCACCAAAAAAGUCCUCGAUGAGCUAAUCACCGACUUCAUCACCGAACUCUGCUUCGAAGCCCACAGAUCCGCAAGUCUCGCCGGCCGUCAAAAGAUCAAGCUCGACGACAUCAGAUUUGCGUGCCGGAAGAAUCCGAUCUAUCUGGGCAGGAUUGAGGAGAUGUUGGAGAAGAAGAAGGAUAUUGAUUCAACGAGAAAGAUUGUGAAUCCUGAUGAUGACAAGCUUGCGAAAUCGGCCGUGAAGGCGAUGGAGGAGGAGUUGAAUGAAGCUGAUGAUGAUGUUGAUAUGAAUGUGGGUGGCAAGCUGGGCAAGAGCUUUGGCAAAGGUGGACACGGAGCCGGUCUACGUAGGUGAUCACCGCGUUGGAUUACCAUACAUAGGACCCAGACGACGGAUCUCAGCAUUUCCUAGAGCUACCCAUCAUAAUUCGAUUUCCGAAAUCCGGCGAUGAAGGAGAUUAUGGGACGGCACUAUAUUGGGCACAAAGAGCGUGUUACAUUUCAAGGCGUAUUGAGAGGUAUAAGCAUUAUGGAGGCGUUAGGGCAUGGGAAAUUUGCUUUGAUACCCAGCGUAGGCAGCAUUCAUCACAAAAUUCGAUGAAUUCAGAAAAUAUUUCCCGAC
Messenger RNA from Hyaloscypha bicolor E, 918 nucleotides. Its product is annotated as putative transcription initiation factor TFIID subunit 13. Gene Ontology annotation, biological process: RNA polymerase II preinitiation complex assembly; transcription by RNA polymerase II. Gene Ontology annotation, molecular function: protein heterodimerization activity. The transcript is spliced from 2 exons. The record is from RefSeq and is a predicted model, not a curated record. Bases 187 to 651 code for a protein of 154 amino acids. Lineage: Eukaryota; Fungi; Ascomycota; Leotiomycetes; Helotiales; Hyaloscyphaceae. Gene Ontology annotation, cellular component: transcription factor TFIID complex.